ACUUUCUCUGUCAUCGUUGUUUUCUUGUGCGGAAUUGAUACGGAAUUCACAGAUGAUUACGACUACGUUUACGUAGAUAUUUACUAUGAUUACGUAUUACUAUUUCAGUGUAGUUAGAUUUACUGUGUGAAGGAAAAAAGAUUUAUUUAUUUAGAUCCAAAACUGUAUUUCCGAGUUCUAUUUGCAAUUAGUAUUUUCUAAUUUAUGUAUACGGAGAAAGUAUAGUGUUGAGUGAGUUAGCUUCAACAUUGAUGGUAGUUUUUGUGGUGCUAUUGAAAUUGAAUGGUGUCUGAUUUAUGCAAGAUAUUUGGCCUCGAGAGUUUUAAAAUAUAUAAAACUUAGUACGGUGCUUUGGUAAUUUGAUGAAGUAACUUGUGAGAACGCAUAGUUUGCUAAAUGUCUCAGGAGAAAGAACUAUUGUGCGACUAUGGAAAGUGGUGGCGGAUCAGGAGAUGGGAAAGAAAACGGGGUUUGGACAACGUCGACCAUCAUAGAGAACAGAGCUAAAUGGAGUCUCGGCGCCGACGUUGAACUUCUACGUCAUCUCAAGAGUUUCUCCGAUCGAAUCUCCAGUCAACUGGAGAGCACUUCGCAAGCUUUGGACUCACUCGAGGCAGACUUGGCCACUACCUGUGUCGGUGUGCAUCUGGUCUCCAAUCACUUCUUGUCGUUGGCUGACUCUCAGUUUGUUGAAAAUCGAGUCUACGACGAUGAAGAACCGACUGAAGACAAACAGGUGAGUAGUGAACCGGUGAAAAAGUCGAGGCAAGAAGAAGAGGCCGAUCGUUUCAACAGGAAGAAGAGUGCAAUCGCGAAUGGACUCGAAGUUCUGCGAGCGAGUUUUGUAUCUGUUGAAAUUCCCAACAUCGAUUCUGAUGAUGACGAUGGUGAAGAUGAUGAUGAUGGUACUCCAAUUGGUAUAGUUUAUAAGCCGAUCAAUCGUUUCGAAAGCAAGCCACUUCCGCAUUUAAUUGGUUCCAAAGAAUUUUUGAUCGACCCUUAUGUUGGUAUCAAAUCUCGAUUAACUGAUGAUGAGGAGGAAGAUGAUGAUGAUGAUGAGGAGGAGGAGGAGAACGAAGAAAAAUUGUCAGAUGAAUCGUCAGCCAGUAAAGCUUUCUCCGUUCACGAAGACUCCGAGCCAGAAAGCGAUCGUGUAAACGUUGAAUCAGUUGGUGCAUCUGAAUCAAAGCCGAAUACAUUGGGCAAAGGUGAGUUGUCGUUUGCAGAGCAUCUGAGUGCUCGUCUGGAAGGUAUGCGAUUUGAAGGUAAACUAGAUGCUUCCUCAGACGAUUCCCUGCCUUCUGUUGCUCCUGUCAAGAUACCAACCACAAUCCACACCACCUAUGAACCUGUUGUACGGCCCUAUGAUAACAAAGCUGAUCGAUACUACGAUAAUGGGUUUGAUGACAGCUAUGAUGAUUACAAUGAUUCAAUAUUUGCAGCAAACAUCACCGAACCUCCCCCUGAUAAUGAUUUUGAUGAAGAGGAUCUGUUCUUGCCCAAUGACGAUAGGAAUCUAGAAUCGCCACUGUGGGGUGGAAGCAGUCAACCUGUUGUCUCUAACAAACAAAACUUGAUCCGAGAUUUGGAAAGUAAGCUGAAAAAAGAUUCGAAUCCUCCAGUUAUAAGUGCUGUAGACAAGAACUCUUCAUCUACUUCAUCGUCGCCUGGUAACAGAGCCAUGAACCCCGCCAGUCGUCCCACUGACUUGUUCUCGGGAGAUAGCAUUGAGGAACCUGACAGCCUGUUCUCUGCUGCUAAACAAGUUAACGAACCAGUCAAGAAAAAAAUGCCUGCCGGUGCUGUUAGUAUAUUUGGUAGUAAUGUAGAUCCGUUUAAAAACAAUUCAAAGACUGAGAAAGACACAACAACUAACCGCGCCCCAAUUAAAAAGAAGCCAGACAUUGUCAGUUCACUCAAAUCCAAUAAUAGUGACAAUAUGGAUGACGAUGAAGAUUCCCUAUUCACGUCCGGUUUGGAAAAGACGUCUAGUAAAAACAGUUCAACCAAACUUUCGGAUUCUUUCCAUGAAGAUACCUUAUCAAUUAGAAGCAAUAAGUCAGGGCUGUUUGAAAGUGAUGCGAUUCCUCCGCAAACAUCAACAAAAGCCAUCGAUGAUCUGUUCAAAGAUGUGGAUGAUGACAAUGACGAUGAUGACCUUUUCAGUAGCUAUUUCACAAAAAGUAAAAAAGAAAAACCUCCACCUGUAAAACGUAAUGAAGAUACUUUUGCAUCCUCUUCAUCAUCAAAACCUAAAUCAGUUGUAGAUGAUUUGUUUGGAGAUUUCAAAGACGACUUGUUUGCUAGCGUUAAGGAUAAAAGUAAAACUGCAUCCACUGAGAAAAAGGCAAACAUCAGUAGCUCAAAAGUGCAGAAUUUGUUCAGUGAUUCUGAUUCAGACUCUGAAUUUAUAACUUCCAAAAAGAGUGCAAGCAUUCCUUCAAAAUCAGUAUUGCCGAAACAGCAGCAGCUACCUAGCAAAUCCCUAUUUAGUGAUAAUGAAGAUAGUGAAAAAUUAUCUGAUGACAUUUUUGCGGCUUCUUCGGCUGCUUCAAAGCCCAAGAAUGUGAAAACUAGCGAUAAUUUGAAACAGGGUAGCACUGACGACCUUUUUGGCAGUUUAGGUAAAGAUACUGUCAAUCCAGUUGACAAGAAAGACUUAUUUGAAGGUAUAGGUAGAAGUGAUAGCAAACCAAAAACAACACCUCCAGUCAAACAGUCGAUUGCUUCUGCGAAAAGUAAAGUAUCCAUUUUCGAUGAUACAGACUCUGAUGGUGAUGAUGGUCUGUUUGGUAUCACUACCAGUAAAAAGCCAACUAAACCCAAGUCUUUGGAUGACGAUGACUUGUUUUCGCAGCCCAUUUCUUCUAAAUUGCCAGACAAACAGGACUCUAAACAUUCCUUUAAUAAGUUGGAUGAAAGUUCAGUGAAGAAACCAGAACCCAAGCCAGUUUUGAUUGAGGAAGAUAAAGCGCAAUCAAUUGAUAACCCUCCGAAUAAGCCCGUGGUUCCUCCCCACCCUUCAAUCUCUGAAAAGACUGUAGAGGAUGACUGUGAUGAUUUGUUUAGCACAAAUAACAGUGCUGCUAUAGAUAUUAAGACAGCUAUUCCAAAGUUUGAAGAUAGUAAGAAAGAUAUUGAUAAAAAAGAUGAACCUAUUGCUGCCGUAGUUGACGACCCAUUGUUUGAUGAAAGCUUCAAUGUGAGUGCAUCAAAUAAAUCGUCAAUUAAAACAAAAGAAGGUCCUUCUGUUGCUCGUUCUUCUGCUGAUUCACUUUUCGGUGGUAUUGAUGAUGAUAGCACAGACAUAUUUAGUAGUUUGGGCAAACCAGGGUCUAAAAGUUCCAAAAGUAACAAUGAAAAGACUGCUUCUUCAGUGCCUUCCACUAUUGUAACAAGUAAGAAAGAAGAAGAUGGUCUUAGUGUGUUGAAAGAUGACAAUGAUGAUGGAUUAUUUAGUAAUGAUAAAUCUAAUAUUUCCUCUGCUUCACAACCGCCAUUAGUAGAUAAAAAGUCAACUACAUUAUCAGCUGAGAGAGAGUUAUUUGGUGAAGAUUCACAUGUUGACCUAGAAACAAAAGUUGGUUCACAAAAAGAGGACAAAGUUGAGACGAGUGUCCCACCAAAGUCUCCAGUAGAUGAUUUAUUUGAAGCAAAAAAACCAGGUGUUGUAGAUUUUCCACCAAGUGCUGAACCUUCAGUACUUAAAUCAACAGUUGAGUCUAUAUUUGAAACAAAGAAAUCAGGUGAUGCAGAUUUUCCUCCAAUUACUGAAUCGUCACUACCUAAAUCAACAGUGGAGUCUAUAUUUGAAACUAAGAAAUCAGUUGAUAUAGAUUUUCCUCCAAGUACUGAACCAACACUUGCUAAAUCAUCAGUUGAGUCUAAAUUUGAAGCAAAGAAAUCAGGUGAUCUAGAUUUUCUACCAAGUACUGAACCAACACUUGCUAAAUCAUCAGUUGAGUCUAAAUUUGAAGCAAAGAAAUCAGGUGAUCUAGAUUUUCAAUCGAAUAUUGAACCAAUACUUCCUAAACCAACAGUUGAGGCCAGAGUCGAGACUGAUCCAUUGUCAAGCGUGCAAACCACAACAUCACCUGAAACGUCUCAAAAACCACAACCACCCUCAAAACCUUCCAAACCCAUUUUGCCAGAAAAGAGGUCCAAACCAAUUCCACCAAACACAUUGAAGCUGCCUGAUCCCAUACUGUGUGAUAACCAGGUGACAGAUGCAACUGACGGGGGAAUAUUCAGUUCAGAGCCCAAAGUCGAAUCGCCGAAGAGGAUAACUCCAGGUAAACUGAACCUACAGAAGACACUGAAUAUUGAUCCUAGAGCUCUUCUACCUGGAGCGAUGCCGAAAUUCAAGAAGCCUUCAAACGAAGAGGGAGUUGGGGAAAAGAGUGAUGUAUCUGAGCCUCAAGCGGUGUUGCCCACAUUGGUGGAGGGUGGAAAGGUGAAACCACAAUCUGAAGGUAAGGUUUCCCCCUCAGGUGUACUCACCAACGUCAAUAAGGACAGAGCAAGGAUUCAAGCUAAACGCCGACCACCAACUAGGAAGGCUAGAAGAGAGGCGUUGAGGCAUUCCACAUUUGAAGAAGAUGAAACAGACAACAGUUCUUCAAUUGCUACUCAAUCAGUUGCCGAUCAAACUUCGAGCUCUGUGGAGCCUUCAAAUGUGCUCUCUCCCUCCACCGAUGAAGAAGACCUAUUCGGUGUUCCACCUCUAGAUUUACCUCCUGAUUACACCAAAGUCAGCACUUCUCCGGGAGACCUGUUUGCAGUUCCAACCACCGUUCUCUCCCCCGGUCUAUCUGCCACCGAAAACGAGUUCUCAGUCAGCGACAAUUCUAGCAAAAAACCUCCCACAAAAACUAAUCUAUCGAAAAGUGACUCACAACUCCCAUUUGUUGACCCGCUUUCUAAUUUGGAUAACCAGCAAUGAUGGUAACUCAUUUUUUAUGUGAUAAUAAUUUUCCACGAACAAAUACGAUUUUCUAGGUAAAUUUAAAUUAAUAAUUUGUUACAUGAAUUCUAAAAUUUUUUCAACCUUGUUAUUGUUUAGGGAAAUGGAUUGGUACAACACAAACUGUAGUUUGUGUUAUGAGUAUUUUAAUCUUGUUAAUUCUAGUAAUUAAAACCUGAAUUAUGGAAAUUGAUAUCUCAAAUGAUUUGAAUAUAAUACAUUCCAAAUUGAUACGCAAUUUCCAACAGUAUAAAUAUUUCCAAACAACUAUGUCAAUUUUAUUAGGCUUUGUGGCGUGAUUAUCGGUUGUUAAGUUGUGUGAUUUUCCAAUCUGUUCUUGAUUGACUUUUUGUGUAAACCACAAAUAUUGGCGUUAUAUUAAAAAAUAAAUCGAAAUCUGAUGAGUCCAAUUGGAUUGAGUAGAUGAGAAACUGCGUUGAAUGAAUUACAAUAAGAUUCAUUCCACAUUCAAUGAUGUUGAGAACAGUAUAUAUUUCCCUCCGCUAUUCUUUGUUUAUUGAACAAUUCUUUAUUGAACUCAUGCCAAUAUAUAAGAAUAUUCAUUGUGUAGAAGAGGCUGAAAAUGUAUUUGCUGAAUAGUUUUAGUUUCUUCGAAUUCAGAAUAAUUUGAAAACUGAUCUAGAAUCAAUCGAGCUUAAUUUAGAAUAAAUGAUAUUCCAGCUUUAUUGCUUUUAGUGCUGUAAUUUUAUAGUUAUUAGCAUGUUAUUAUUCUGUUCUAUUGUAUUAUUAUUUAUUGAUACCAAAUAUGUUCUUGUUGAUUCUAUGUUAUGUGAACAAAUUGUCACAAUUGUUUUAGUUAUAAUUGGCAUCUUUAAUACAUACAUAUUUGUUGAGCUUCAUAUCUAUUAUUCUGCCUAUGACUAUUUGCUAUAAUUGGAGAAAUAAUGUCAUUCAGAAAACCAAACAGGUCAGUAAUAAAUCAAUGAUGAAAAGUUUCCCAUUUAUUCAGUUAUUGCAAGAUACUGAAUAAAUUUGUUUGUAUCAUUACUGUCAUUGAUGAUACUUCUCACAAAAAUCGUGUCAAUUAUACAAUAUUCAUUAAUAUACAUUAGAUGGAAUCAUGCUUUACCCUAUCAUGUUAGGGUUUCAUGAAGUACAGUAAUUGUCAUGAUAAUUUUAUGAUAACAUGAAUAGUUUUGAUUUACUGAACGCAAUAAGAAUGCCUUGAGAAUGCAAAGAACUGAGGAGUAAUAAUUAUUUAUUGUUUCUAGGAUUUAAAACGGCUAAUUUAUAGAUUCCAGUUACCAAAUCGAGUGCAAUAAAUAAUGAAAGAUCGAAGUCAUAAAUUAUGACCUGUUACUAAUAAUGCUGAAUAAUGAUAGUGUUGAUAGAGUUGCUGAAAUUCAACCUAGUGAAAUUGGGUUUGUUCUCGUUAAAUCACUCAUUUUUGUCAUGUUCAUCAAUGAUUUCACUUGAAUUGUUCACGUUUUGAAUGAUAAUUUCUUCAUUGCUUUUAUAUUAUAUCUUGAAAUUAAUUUCUAUUGUAUGAUAAUUUUAAUGUUCACUUGUUAUAAAUGUACGGAUAUUUGACUUUAUUGUAAAAACGCUUAUAUGAAAAUGGAAUUUAUUAAAAAAUCUAUAUACCAACAAA
Messenger RNA from Nilaparvata lugens (brown planthopper), 6575 nucleotides. RefSeq names its product WASH complex subunit 2. The transcript is spliced from 3 exons. The record is from RefSeq and is a predicted model, not a curated record. The coding region runs from base 428 to 4942 and encodes 1504 amino acids. NCBI's taxonomy places the organism in Eukaryota, Metazoa, Arthropoda, Insecta, Hemiptera, Delphacidae.